Tetranychus urticae (two-spotted spider mite) is the source of this 7488-nucleotide messenger RNA. The record is from RefSeq and is a predicted model, not a curated record. Lineage: Eukaryota; Metazoa; Arthropoda; Arachnida; Trombidiformes; Tetranychidae.
GUCACUUUAUUGAUGAAUGGUUCUCUGUGGGUAAAAAGUUGCCUUCAUUUAGUUUAAUUGAUGAAACAAAUUGAACCAGUUAAUUUACCAAAUGCAUAGUUAAAUAACUGGCCAGUUGUAGUUAAAAGAUAUCCAUGUUAAUUCAUGUUUGCCUGAUUAACAGUCAAAAUGAACUACAAAAUUGUGAUUUUUCCUCUUUUCUUGGUUACUUGUCUUAUCAACCAAGCUUCACCAAAUUGUCAACAGCAACCAACAGUAAAACAUGGACACUCUUCGUCAUCAAAUGUCUUUUCAUUCAAUAAUUUGUUUAACCAACAGGAAAGCUCAAACAAUCAACAGACUUGGAAUCAAAAUUUAUUGUUUAAUCCAUUUGAGUUAACCUUUAAAGCGCCAGGUCAAACCAGUCAAUCUCAUUUGGGUGACAAUUCAAAUGGUUUGCUGGUUAAUCCAAAGGUUAACAACUUAGCAUCUACUUCGGCUUCUAGUUCGUCUUCAGGUGCAUCUUCGAGUUCAUCAAAAGUAAAUGGUGGACAAACUCAUGCGACUAAUCGACAACUCUUUGCACCUGGUUUGUUUGACUUUUUUCAAGAGCAACCUACGAAAGUCAAUGUAAAUAGUCAUGGUCAGACAGUCAAUAAGGGUACAUCAGUUGCACCAAAACAGUCCAGUCAAGGGAAACAAUUAUCAACGCCUUUAGAAACUUUGAAAUCUUCAUCUGAAUCAACAUCGUCUUCAUCCACUGAAUCGACUUCGUUUUCAGAGUUCCCUUUACUUUUUUCUGGAUUGGUAUCAGCAACUGAUGCACAAGAUGAUGCAGAUGAUUUGCUUGGGCUGAUACAGCAACAUCAAAGUCAAUGGGGACAAAAUUUACCGACACAGCUUACAGGCCCAAAACAAGGCACCAAAGUACCAAAAGUGAAUUCAGGGGCAUCUUCGUUAUCCUCCUCGUCUUCAUUUAAUUCUGCGUCUUCUUUUCCUGGUUCUUCUCUUUCUUUGGGACACAGUCCGCAACAAAAAUUACCUAAAGAUGAUACGAUUAAGGCUCGGCAACAACUACAAAACUCUGGGAAAUUUUUACAAGAUAGCAUUUCUUCAUCGGUCGCAUCAUCGCCUUUUAGCUUCGAUCAACUGCUAACUGGUGAAGGUCCAAAAAAUGGCCAAGGAGUUGAGAAGGAUUCUUUAACUUCCAUUUUCUCUGAUGAUUCUUCUUCCUCUGAUUCUGCUUCUGCAACUUCAAAUGUUAAGUCAAUUAAUCAAAUAAAUCAAUUACAAUCAACAGCAGAUUUGAUCAAAUCGCUGCAACAAAAACAAAGCCAUCAACAGCAAAACAUCGAAAAAAUCGAAUCCCAGUCACCUUAUGAACAACUCUUAUCAUCUUCUGGACUAACACCUCAGUUGUUACAAUCACUAUCCUCUUCGGUUUCAUUGAGUUCAUCAAGUUCGUCAAGUGUGCCAAAAGUGAAUAAUCUUGGACACAUAAGUAAAUCUCAUGAGAAGCACCCUGCAGUUGAUUUAAACUCUUUUUUCCAGCAGGAAAGCGACAACCAAAAUAGGAAUUCGAUAGUUGACCGAGGCAACAAAGGUGCGUUGAAUAUACCAGCACAAGUUGAACAAAAAACCAACGAGCAAACCAAACCUGUGAAAUCUUCUGUAACAAUACCUUUAUUAACAUUUCCCUCAACUUCAAAGCAUUCUUCAGGUCGACCAGAGCGAUCCGGUAGUGCAAGUAUUCACAGUCAAAAUAGUAAAAGUGGACAAACAGGAACAAGUGCCAGGAUUAAUAAUCAUGGAUCAGUGACGAAACCUGUAACAAACACUGAACAUGAUACUUUAUUUUCGUCUUUUUCAUCUUCUUUUACUCCGAUAUUCAAUAGUGCUUUUCAAAUACAGUCCAAUGAACAACAAAAUUUAGCCGAUUUAGCUACAAUUAUACAAAGACAACAAAAUCAAAAGUUAACUGAUCAACAGAAAAGCAACAAAGAUCAAUCACAAAAAUCCUCUCAAACUUCAAUUCCAUCUUCAUCUUCGUCUUCUUCAACAGAUUCAUCUUCCCUCUCAACUGAACAAAUCCAAAAGCUUAACACAUUCGACUUACUUAAACUGAUACAGCAAGAGAAUAAUGAAGAGAAAACAAAUUCAAAUGAAGAUUUAGCAACAAAAAUUGGACAAAACAGUGACAAGAGUAAGCAUCAACCACCAAUAAACACCAAUAAACCAACUUCAUCUUCACCAUCCUCUUUAUCAGCAUCUACUUCAGUUGUUUCAACUUCACCAUCAACUUCGAAACUUUCAACAUCUCAAACUGUUCUACCUUUAUCAUCAAUAAAUGCCAAGCUUCAGUCGGACAGUCUAAUAAAUUCAGCAGCUUUGUCUUUAGCAGCAUUAUCAUCUUCUAAUCUAGGUUCGCCGAUCACAACAGCAAAUAGUCCUCUAAUAAAUGGAAAAACUAAUGUGCCUUUAUCAGCCACAGAAUCAGAAUCUUCAUCUGAUUCGUCCUCAACCUCAGGAUCAUCUUUGAUUUCUGCAUUGAAUAAACUCUCACAAACUCCGAUCUUACCUUCAUCAAAAUCAUUGUCUUCGUCUACUUCAUCUCAGGAUAGCGUGAUUUCAAAUCAACAAAUUAUUAAUCAAAAUUUACCUGUAAAGAACGAAAAGUCGACUGAUCAUAGGCAAAUUCAAACGGAUCAAAAUAAGCAAUACAAUAAACAAAAAACACCUUCAAUAAUUGAUUCACAGCCAAGUCUUCAACUUCACUCUAAAUCAGACCUCAAGACACCAAUACAAUCUUUACCAAUUGAACAAGUGACCGAAAAUAUCAAGAAUCAGCAAAAAUCAAGUAGUACAUUACCCACAACAACAUCUUCCUUGACUGCUUUAACUGAUUUAUCAUCGCUCUCAACUGAUCAAAUACAGCAGCUCACUAAAGCUGACUUUAUUGGACUUUUACAAAACCAAAAUAAUAAAGAGAAACCAACUUCACACGAAAGUUUAGUGCCUAAUAUUAGACAAAACAGUGGCAAGCCAACAGUUAGUUCUGAUACAGAAUCAUCAUCAGUUUCAUCAUCUAAUUCAGCUUUCUUAACUUUACCAUCAACAACAAAACUUUCAAAACAAAUGUCAAGUAGCUCUGCUGAGAGUUCAGGAACACAUUUACCUCUAUCAGUAACUGCUUCAGAAGCCGCAAUAGCAGCUGCAUUAUCGUCCCUUUCUGAUUUAAAUGACGACGACGAUGACGAUGAUGAUGAUGAUGAUGAAACAGAAGACGAAGAAUCAACUGAAGAGUCAUCAGAAAUAGUUAAGCAAUCAGUGAGACCUGUGCAGACUCCGAUCCAACCGUCUUCACCAACGGAUUUAUCUUCCCUUUCCACUGCCCGAAUACAAAAAAUUAACACAGAAGACUUGCUUAAGUUGACACAUCCACAAAAUCGUAAAGAUAAAACAACCUCAGAAGAAAGUUCAGCACCUAUCAUUGGACAAAACAGUGACAAGAGUAAGAAUAGACCUACAGCAAACACUAAGCCUUCACCCUCAUCAUCUAGCUCAGCCCAUUCAACGUCUCCAUCAACUUUGAAUUCUGAGUCAAACAAUAAUAAACAGAAAUUAAGUGCGGCUCAAAUCUACUCAGAAGCGGGUUCGAUGCUAACAGCCUCAUCAUCGCUUUCUGAUGAACAAAUCAAGUCGCUUACUGCAUCACCCAGCCCGAAAGCAAAGUCCUCAUCCUUAGUUUCAUUAGCUAAUUUAGAUUCUUUGACUACACCACCAAAUACUAAACUUUCAAAACAAUUGCCAACUGGUACUGAUGUGAGUUCAGGAGAAAAUUUACCUUUGGUAGCAACUAACGCAGCGAUCGGCGCAGGAUCUGCAAUAGCAACAGCAUCCGCACUUUCAUCUUCUGAUUCAGACUCUUCCUCAGUCUUGCUUCCACUUUUACAUUCAUCCUCAUUAGGUUAUCUUAGUUUACAAAAUGACAAUCAAGAUUCAACUGAUCUAAAAUCUGGAAGUAUUGUUACGCCACUCAAAAAACCUACACAGACUUUAAUCACACCAGCAGCAUUAUCUUCUUCAUCUCUGUCAACUGAUUUGUCUUCAUUAACGGCAGAGCAAAUCCAACAGCUUACUCCAGAAGAUUUGGUUAAACUGUUAAAGCAACCGAAUAAUCAAUUAGACAAAACUUUAAGUGGAGUUAUACCACAGAAUGCUGAUCAAAUCAGUGGUAAGGAUACGAAACCAUUAGCAGUCAGCUCUGGAAGAUCAUCGUCGUCUCCAUCUCACUCGGUUUUACCUGCAUCCUCCACAUCACCAUCUACUCCAUCGCUGCAUGUCCAACCAGCAGCAUCAAUACAACCAGAAUUAACAGAUUCUUUAACGACUUCUGCAUUAGCCUCAGCUUCAGUGCUAUCUUGGCUCUCUGCUGAACAAAUAAACCAGCUUACUGAAGCUGAAUUGAUGGCGCGUAUACAACAACAACAAAAUAACCAACGGGCCAAUAUUUCGCAGAAAAGUAGUUCCUCUAAUGGUGAAAAGAUCAAUGAUAAAGGUAAGAAUCAAGAAAUAAAAAGUAUGCAAGCGCAAGCAAAUUCUGCUCUUUCAGUUAAACCAACACCAACAACCCAACCAGCAUCAGAACACUCAGCUUCAUCUCGCGUUUCCACUGGUCAAAUACAUCCAACUUCCUCAUUCAACGUGAAUAGAAUUUUACAAAAUCAAAACAAUGGUUUAACUAAUCAACAAGCAGCCAUUGUUGGAUCAUUGAGUAAACCCUCACAAACUCCGAUUUUGCCUUCAUCUUUGUCCAAAUCUACUUCAUCUCAAGAUAGUAUAAUUUCAAACCAACAAAUAAUUAAUCAAAACUUGAAUUUACCUGUAAAGAAUAAAGAAUCAGUCGAUCGAAGGCAACCAAAUUCUGAGAAACUUACACAAACUGAACAAAAUAAGCAAAGAAAUGAACAAAAAACACCUUCGUCAAUGGAAUCGCACCCAAGUCUACAAUCUCACUUUAAAGUAGACCUUAAAACACCAAUAAAAUCUCCACCUUCUGCUACUGAACAAGUCACUGAAAAGAGCAAUAAUCAGCAAAAAUUAAGCACCAGUGCAUCACCCACAACACCGUCGUCCUCUUUAACAUCAUCCACUCCACUUGUUUCAACAGCAACAGAAUCUUCAUCUGAUUCGUCUUCCCCUUCAGUGUCAUCUUUAAUUACUGCAAUUCCAAUAAGUGACCAAAAAAGUAAAGCUCCAACUAAUAAACAAACAGGUAUUCAACCUACAACUUCAUCUUCUAGUCCUUCUACUGCUCCUUCCAAAACUUCACCUUCACCUUCAAUUGGCUUUAAAUCGAUUCCGGAGUCUUCUGCCAAUUCGGAUGAUCAUUCACAACAUCAAAAUAAAGGUCCGCCUAGUCAAAUAGCACCCAUUAAUGGACUAUCAGUUAAACCCUUGAUCUCUAAUCCAUCAUCAACAACAUCUUCCUUGACUUCUUUAACUGAUUUAUCAUCGCUUUCAACUGGUCAAAUACAACAGCUUACUAAGGCCGACUUGAUUACACUUUUACAAAACCAAAAUAAUAAAGAGAAACCAACUUCACAAGAAAGUUCAGCACCUAUCAUUGAACAAAGCAGUGACAGGAGCAAGAAUAGACCAACAGCACCCUCAUCAUCUAGCUCAACCCAUUCAACUUCACCCCCAACUUCCAAUUCUGAGUCAAACAAUAAUAAACACAAAUCAAGUGCGGCUCAAAUCAACUCAGAAGCGGGUUCGAUGCUAACAGCCUCAUCAUGGCUUUCUGAUGAACAAAUCAAGUCGCUUACUGCAUCACCCAGCACGAAUGCAAAGUCCUCAUCCUUAGCUUCAUCAGCUAUUUUAGAUUCCUUGACUACACAACCAAAUACUAAACUUCCAAAACAAACAACAAUUAGUUCGGGUGCUAGUUUAGAAGCUGAUUUACCUCUAUCAGCAACUGCAAUAGCAGCCGCUGCAGGAACUGCAAUCACAACAGGAACAGCACUAGCAUCAGCAUCCGCACUCUCAUCUUCUGAUGCAGACUCUGAUUCUUCAGAUGCUUCUACUCUUUUACAGUCAUUCUCAUUAGAUGGAUUAGGUUCACUACUUGACGAUGAAGAUUCGACUGAUCAGAAAUCAGAUGCCGUUAGAUCACCCAAAAAAGUCGUUCAAACUUUAAGCGCAUUACCAACUCCAGCUCUUUCUUCCUCUUCGUCUUCUUCAACUGAUCUGUCUUCGUCCUCAACUGGACAAACCCUUAGCACAGAAUUGCUCAAAGUGAUGCAACAACAGAAAAAUAAAGAGAAAGGAGCUUCACAAGAGAUUAUCGCGCCUAAAACUGCGCAAAUAAGUAACAAUCAACCAUCGUUAAGCGUUGGUAGUUCUGUAUCAAAAUCUAAGCCAGAUGAUAAUAGACAAAUGCCGAGUAUUAUUGAUAUGAGUCUAGAAACGUAUUCACCUCUAUCAGCAACCGCAAUCGCAGCAGGAUUAUCAUCUACUGAUUCAGACUCUUUACCGUUGCUUUCUGGUGCUUCACAGCAUCGAAAUAAAGUCACAACUGAUGAAAAACCAGGUAAUGUUCAUCAGCCACCAUCAAAGAAACCCUCGCCGACAUCAACUGCAUCUUCAUCUUCUCCUUCUACGUUCAUUUCGUCUUCUACAACUGGUUUAUCUUCCCUAUCGGCUGAACAAAUCCAAAAGUUGCCUUCAGAAGAUUUGAAUAAACUAUUGAAACAACAGAAUGAUCAAUUGGAUGAGACUGUAGAAGAAAGUGAAUCACAGAAUAAUGACCAAAUUAGUAGUAAAAAUAAGAAACCAACAUUUAGCACGGGUGCAGCACAGACAUCUUCAGUUUCACCAUCUAAUCCAGCUCUGACAUCAAAACUUUCAAAGCAAAUACCGACUGGUACUGAUGUUAGUUCAGGAGAAAAUUUACCUUUAACAGCAACUGACUUAGCAAUCGGCGCAGGAAAUGCAAUCGCAACAGCAUCAGCACUUUCAUCUUCUGAUUCAGACUCUUCUUCAGUCUUGCUUCCACAUUUACAGACAUCCUCAUUAGGUGAUCUUAGUUUACAAAAUGACAAUAAAGAUUCGACUGAUCUUAAAUCUGGAAGUAUUGUUACACCACUCAACAAACCUCCACAGACUUUAAUCGUACCUUCAGCAUUAUCUUCGUCCUCUCUAUCAACUGAUUUGUCUUCAUUAACGGCAGAGCAAAUCCAACAGCUUACUCCAGAAGAUUUGAUCAAACUGUUAAAGAAACCGAAUAAUCAAUUAGACAAAACUCUGAAAGGAAUUAUAACAGAGAAUGCUGAUCAAAUCAGUGGUAAGAAUACGAAACCAUUAACAAUCGGCUCUGGUACAUCACCGUCGUCUUCAUCUCACUCAGCUUUACCUUCAUCCCCAACAUUACCAUCAACUCCAUCGUUGCAUGUCCAACCAGCAGCAUCAAUACAGUCAGAAUUAGCAAAUUCUUUAUCGACUUCUGCU